AAUCAGCUGACAGCCCUCGAUCGAGUGCGCUUCAAAAGUUUCUUUCCUUAUAAAAAAGCAAAAUUAUAUUUAUGGUGUCAUGUCUACUGCUUCGGGAGUAACACUCAUUGGGAAAUCUGCAAAAGGAGAAAGGUUCAUGUGAAUUUUAGGGAGCUCAACAAGACCCUUCAUUCCGCAUAACUGCCGAAAUUGUGCUCAGGUUAAACAAGGGCAUCGUCCUACGAAAGAAAAUAAAUCCCAUGCCAAGGUUUGAUUGGUUGAAGAUGAAGGGACGAGAAGAUGAAGAACGCAUUAUAUCAGACACCAAUAGAAACACCUCUGCAAUCGGCACGAUGGAGGUUGCAAAGGGACUGGGAACAAUAACGACUGGUAUCUUCAUCGUAGGUGAGAUGGCCGGAACAGGAGUGCUAGCAUUACCACGAGCUAUUGUUGAUGCCGGUUGGUUUGGUCUGCCAUUGAUAAUAAUUGCUGCGAUCAUGUCGGCUUAUACGGGUGUAGUUCUAGGCCGGUGCUGGACCAUCAUCAAGGAUAGGUUCCCAGAUAAGUAUGCAUGUCAUACCCGGUAUCCCUACCCUGCUAUAGGGUUCGAGGCGUAUGGCAAAAUAGGAAGCUACAUAGUAACGUUUUGUGUGAACGCAACCCUGUUUGGAGUGAGUACGGUCUUCCUCCUACUGGCAGCAAGUAAUAUGGAGCUUUUAGUCGAAAGGGGGUUCUCGUUCUGCUAUUGGUUGCCCAUCAUAGCAGCCUGUCUCAUUCCUUUAACGUGGUUUGGCACCCCCAAAGAUUUCUGGCCAGUAGCCAUUGGCGCCAUGGCAGCUACGAGCAUUGCCUGCAUUCUUCUAUUCAUUCAAAUCAUGACGGAAAUCCAUGACUACCCGGACACAACACACACGUCGCCCUCUUUCGUCAGUUUCUUUGUAGCUUUUGGAACCAUCAUAUUUGCCUUUGGAGGACAUGCAGCUUUCCCUACGAUACAACACGACAUGAGGGAGCCAAAAUCAUUCCCGAAGAGUAUUGCUCUGGCGUAUUCAAUCAUUGUCGUGAUGUACUUCCCUGUGGCGGCUGCCGGUUAUUUCGUCUACGGUGAUCUCUUCAUCACCAUGAACACCGACUACAUCCUCGAUAUCAUAUACAAGGGAGUCAUCCACAAAAUAGUCACCAUCAUGAUUCUACUUCAUUUGGUUUUCGGUUUCGUCAUCGUCAUCAACCCAUUAUGUCAGCAGCUCGAGGAAGCCCUUCAUAUACCAUUGCAAUUCAGCUGGAAGCGGAUGAUUAUUCGAACCCUUGUCGUAGGACUGGUCCUCUUUACUGGUGAAACCAUUCCCCAUUUUGGAGCUAUCCUGUCUCUGGUGGGAGGGUCUACGGUGACCUUCCUUACGUUCGUCUUUCCCUCCCUCUUCUACCUUCGACUCUUAUACGGAGGCUCUCACAAAGAUUCAUCAAUUGAUGACAGUGGAAGACAUCUUGCCAUUCAUCACAAAGUUAUCCACGCUGAAAUCAUACUGGUUGGAGUUCUAGGGGGCGUGGCAUCGACGUACUCCGUGAUUUAUUCUAUAGCAAGUGGCCAAUCACAAUUCACCGUACCGUGCUACGUCAACAUAACAGCAGCCCAUCUCUAAACUUUCCAACCAAUCAGCGGGUGAGCUCCACCCCCCCCCCCACAGUAACGCAAGAUGUGCUGAACGCUGAGCUUUGCCUGUAUCUACGCCUUCCAUUACGUUGUUAGUGACUGGACACUAUUAUGGUGCUGCAAUCAAUAUGGGACCAAUGACCCUUUCGCUGUUGAUGGGAAUCAAACUUUUGGGGAAUGAUCCUCAAUAUUUGAGAGAGAAUGCGUCGUAUUUUUUUUCAAUGAUAAAUCUAAUGUAUAUACACUGUAAAAAUGAAGUGCUAAUUUAGCACUUACACUGCUUGUAUAGUGACUGCACUACGAGUGCUGAUUUUUUAGUUCAAAUUUAAAUUAGAAAAUCAGCAGUCGUAGUUCAGUCACUAUGCAAGCACUGUAAGUGCCAAAUUAACAUUUCAUUUUUUUGCAGUGUACACUUUAAAAACACUGAGUAAAAAUCUACCAAAUAUUGGAUAUAUAGAAAGGGGGCAUGCAUGUUUGCUGGGUAUUUUUUACCCCAUGCAUAUUGGGCUAUUUUAACGCAACAACUCGUAAAAUUUACAAAAUAUUGGGUAUCAUAGUGCUUUUACCCAACCAACAUGCAUGUUUCCAUUUUACCCAAUAUUUGGUAAACCUUUUUUUAGAGUGUAAUGUGGCAAAGAACCUAUGCAAUUCAAAUUGAUCUACGCCGUCAUUUCUUAAGCGCAAAAUAUUUGUGUUGUGAUCAGAAUAUUUCCAGGUUAAUGAGUGAAUAACAACACCUCCCCCCCCAGAAAAAAAAACUAUUACAUCAUUAUUACUGUUUCUACCGUUAUUGAUUUUUUUUUCAGAAUAUUGCACACUUUGACAAGGGAUGCACUCUUCCUAUAAAACAAUGAACUAUACAUGUAAAAAUCAAAUAAGAAACAAGGACAAAAUGGUGUAAUGAAAGUGUCGGUGCAGUUCAAUGUAUAUUAUCAUUUUGGUCGAGAUUUAUAUGGCCUUUUUCAAAAAUUGUAUAUGCGGUAUGUACAUCACAAACUUUUAAUAACAUCAUGAGCAUAAGCAGAUCGAGGAGCUACUAUCGCAAGCAUUUACACUGUAAAUCUGGGUUGACAAAAAAUUACCAGUUGCCAUCAUUAGAGAACGACACCUUAAGGUGUUAACAUUACACCCUAGAGAUUGGACAUAAUGCCAAAGUGUAAAGUAAAACAAAACAAAUUAGUUGUAAUAGCUCCCAUAGGUAUUGAAGUAGCAUCGAACAUAUUAACACCGGAAUGGAAUGACUGGCUAACGUGGUACACAUCCCUUUUUAAUCUGUUAAUUGUAUCAUUAUCAUUUUAUUCUUUUUUGCUGUAUAUGCAGAUUCUUCCAACAUGUCAAAUGCAUCAGUGAAAUAGAUAAAUGAAAAAAAAAAUGCUUUCGAAAACGGAGAUAUAUUUUCAUGAUUUUAUCCUUAUCAUUUGGGAAAAGCAGAACAAAUCACUUAUCUACAAGGAGCUCAUUUCAUAAUACUUGUUUUUUGUAAGUUUUAAGGACAUUUUCAGGCCUGAAAUUCAUAUACAUAUUUAUCAAAAUAUUUUUAUACAAUAUAAAUGACCAAUAUGAAAGAGAAACAUUUUCUCUAUCCGAUGGUGCAAUGGUAUUAAAUUUGACUUUAGGUUAAAGGAGGUAAUAUUUUAGAGACAGAAAUCUCAUGAUUCACGAGAUUUUGCUGGGAGGAGGAUUCAGCCACGAGAUGAUUUGGAUGAAUCUAUCCUGUUUGCUCAUUAGCAUAUAGGGACCUGCGGUCUGACUGUUGAAAUACGAGCACGACGCCCACACAAUCCUUGUUUCAGAGAAAAUCCGUAUUUCUAUGUUGUCCAAUGUUUUUCUCUUCCAUUGUACUUUGUAUAUAUAAUCAGAAAUAUAUAAUUGUGAUAUAGUGUAUAGAUAUUGGUACGUUUGUAACUGUUUAUCAGGACAAAAUGAAAAUGUUUCACGUCAUUAAAAAUACUGAGAUAAAAAAAUAUAUGUUAACCAUUCUCCAUCAUUUCAACAAGAUUGUAAUUUUAUUCAUCAUGUUAUGUACAUGUAUAUACAAUAUCAUACAAAUUCCGACAAGAUAGAACGAAUUCAAUUUUUCUUUUCAUCAUGAAAAACAAUAAUAUCUUUAGAACUAUUUACACUGUAUACAAUAUUGCACUGUGAUGGAUUUGGCAGGUUAGUAUUCGAACAAAUUCUCACUAUGGAGUGUAUUAAUAUUUACAUUCUUCAAUAUAAAUUAAGAUUCAUGGUUUUGUCAGAAAUAUGU
Messenger RNA from Lytechinus pictus (painted urchin), 3878 nucleotides. RefSeq lists its product as uncharacterized. Gene Ontology annotation, biological process: amino acid transmembrane transport. Gene Ontology annotation, cellular component: membrane. Gene Ontology annotation, molecular function: amino acid transmembrane transporter activity. NCBI's taxonomy places the organism in Eukaryota, Metazoa, Echinodermata, Echinoidea, Temnopleuroida, Toxopneustidae. The transcript has 9 exons. The coding region runs from base 240 to 1619 and encodes 459 amino acids. The record is from RefSeq and is a predicted model, not a curated record.